AUGGGAUCUAUUGGUGACUACUAUGAGCUCAAAGCGACUAACGGGGUUGGGAACCGGCUCAAGCCCUACGAAAUCGUGGAACAACCAAGUCGGCACCGUCGCAAAAUCCGCAUCAUCGUGAUCGGAGCGGGAGCGAGUGCAUUGAAUUUUGCACAUGACAUUGACACAAGCUCAUUAGAUACCGAGCUGGUUCUCUACGAGAAGAAUCCUGAGAUUGGUGGUACUUGGUAUGAAAACCGCUACCCUGGGUGUGGAUGCGAUAUACCCUCGGUCAACUAUCAAUUCUCAUGGGCUCCCUCUCCUGACUGGACCUCCUUUUACUCCGGUGCACCUGAAAUCUUGAAAUAUUUCAAAAGUGUUGCUGACAAGUACGGGCUUCGGAAAUAUAUUCGCUUGGAGCAUCGAGUGGUAGGUGCAUCCUGGGAUGAUCAAAUCCAACAGUGGCGUGUGAAAAUCCAGAGAGGAGACAACCCGGAAGAUGUUUUCGAGGAUCAAGGUCAUAUAUUGAUCAACGCAAGCGGCGUGCUCAACAAAUGGAAAUGGCCCGCAAUCAAGGGGUUGGAAUCCUUCCAGGGCCACAAACUUCACAGUGCAAACUGGGACGACAACGUUGAAUUGCAAGGGAAGCGUGUGGCUGUUAUUGGCUCGGGUUCCUCUGCUGUGCAAAUUGUUCCAAGCAUUCAGCCAAAGGUUUCCCAGCUCAAAUGCUUCAUUCGCAGUGCCUCAUGGGUAACUGCUGGAUUUGGUCAACGAUUCGCAGGGAAAGGGGGAUCCAAUUUCAAAUACAAUGAGAAGCAAAGGCAAAUACUGCAAAACGACCCUCAGAAAUAUCUGGCAUACCGCAAGAAGAUCGAGUCUGAGCUCAACUCUCGCUUCCGAUUUAUCCUCAACGGAUCCGAAGAACAAGCCAAUGCACGAGCUUAUGCGGAGAAGGAUAUGCGCACAAAGCUUGCUGAUCGUCCAGAAAUUGCCGACUCAAUUGUUCCGAAGGACUUUGCAGUGGGCUGUCGUAGACCUACACCAGGAAACGGAUACCUGGAGGCACUUUGCAGCGAGAAUACUGAGGUUGUCAGUCAAUCGAUUGAGGAAAUCACCCCCAAGGGUAUCAAGACUGCAGAUGGCGUCGAGCACGAAGUCGAUGUCAUCGUGUGUGCUACCGGCUUCGAUGUCAGUUGGCGGCCAUCGUACCCGACAAUCGGCCGGGAGUCUCGCAGCCUGAGUGAGGAAUGGAAGAAUAUUCCGCGCACUUACCUUUCGAUCACAGCCCAGCACUUCCCCAAUUACCUCAUUUUCAAUGGUCCCUUCGGGCCCUAUGGCCACGGAAGCUUCCUUCCGAUCACGGAGACCAUAUCGAGACACUUCCUCCAAAUGCUUGAGAAAAUGUCAUCCGAAGGUGUGACAUCCUUUGAGCCCAAGGCCGAGGCAGUGGCGGAUUUCUUUGAACACCACCGGAACUUCAUGCCUCGAACUGCUUGGACAUCACCCUGUCGCUCAUGGUUUAAGCAAGGAACGGUAGAUGGUGAGGUUAUGAUGUGGCCAGGCUCGAGGAUUCAUUUCUUUGAGACUAUGAAGCAACCUCGAUGGGAAGAUUACAAUCUCAACUAUACGACCUGCAACCGGUUUGGUUAUCUCGGUAACGGCUUUGCCGCACGCGAGUUUGAUGGAAGCGACCUGUCAUGGUAUCUCGGUACCAUUGAUGGAAAUGAGGAGGCGCAUCUUCCAGACGAGGACUUUGAGGCUUUUAUGACCUACUAA
Penicillium brevicompactum is the source of this 1755-nucleotide messenger RNA. Its product is annotated as flavin-containing monooxygenase. Gene Ontology annotation, molecular function: NADP binding; N,N-dimethylaniline monooxygenase activity; flavin adenine dinucleotide binding. The transcript is spliced from 7 exons. The record is from RefSeq and is a predicted model, not a curated record. Bases 1 to 1755 code for a protein of 584 amino acids. NCBI's taxonomy places the organism in Eukaryota, Fungi, Ascomycota, Eurotiomycetes, Eurotiales, Aspergillaceae.